GUACAAUCUUUGAUGGCGAGGACGGUGGCCCGUUCCAUUGGCCGGUCGGAAUAUUCUGUAGCCAACAGAAACUCCCGGCCCACCUUCUCGGUUGAAACUCCACGGCUUCGGGAUGUACCUCGACUAUGUCCGUAGACGCCUGAGACAGAGAGGGGCUAUGAUUGUGGAUUGGGAGCUGUGGCUUUUUUUGGGCAUGAAGAAAGAGCUGGGAAGCUGGGAGGGACUGGAGUCGGGUUUGGAUAAAUAGAUUGGCAGUCCCAGGACCUUGGAGCCGUUGUUGUAUUUGAUAUCCCAAACACACAACAAGCAACGUUGACACUGCUCGAUUCCACAUCAACCUCCACAACUCCACCACCACAUCAACUACCUUUCCAUCACCAAACACAACCAUCCAACAUGUCUGGCCAGCGUGAGAGCGUCCAAACCUACUGGGUCAACGGCUCGACCGAGAUCUCCAAGAGGGCUUCCGACCUCGCCUCGGCCUCCACCAUCUCCGGCGAGCAGAUCUUCGAGUCCAAGGGCAACGCUGGCGAGUUCGUGGUCCAGGGGGCCCAGAGCGUCCAGUUCUGGACCGGAUCCGUGCGAAGCGGCGAGAACUACAUCGGCGAUACCAAGGGUGACGGUGUCGUUUUCCUCAAGGAGGGCAUCCAGAUGGUUGUCAAGGGCGGCAAGGUCCUUGGACCUCUCCCUGCCGGUACCCUGCACAGAUGUAAUACACCCCCUCGGUCCCGAUCCCCAACACAUCGCAUCGUCCAUGUUUCUACUUCAAGUUCCUGUACUGCACAACGCCCACCACACCUUCCCCGGUCGUUGUCGGCCAACAACAACAACAACACCAGCUCCAGUUACCGGCUCGCUUCCGGUUCUGAGAGACGAGUUAGCGGUAGCGGCGGAGGUCAUGGUACUGCGCAUCAUGAUGCUGUUGUUGGCUCGGGCGUCCGCUACGUUUCGGGGACAAGCCAUGCUCUUCCUCCCACAAACACACAUACCACCACCACUCCUCCAAAGUUGCCUCGUUCGGCUUCCUACCAUCCUCAUGUCCCGCCUACUAACACCUUUCCCAGCGUGAGCGUGUCCCGCGAAUGCCGUCAGUGCCUAGAGCAGCAGCAGCGACGUCGUGAGAGCCAUUCCCGUGACUGCCACCACCACGCAACAUAUCAACCUGCCCCCUACGCGGCAACAUACCAGAAGCGUCAUGACGGCGACACCUUUAGCACUGCGCCGACCUAUCUUCCCAGCGGGCCGGCCGAGCGCGACUGGCUGGAUGACGACAGCAUAGCGCCCUCAGACAGCAUCAGCCAAGUCCCCCCUUACCCGAACGGGUAUCCUUCGGGACAUGCGCCUCAUGUUUCGAGUCGUCGUUAAUUUGGUUGUUGUUGAUGAUGUUUGCUUUUGCUGCUGUUAAUACCUAGAAGCGACGGCGUGGGAGCAAUCUCGAUUUCUUUUUUUUUUUUUUCCAACUUGUGUGUCAUUUUGGGAUAUACACCUUUUGGGCAUUUCUCUUUUCCUUUUAUUUUUUUUCUUCAUGUUCUUACGUCUGGGCGGUUUUUACGAAACAUGGAUUGGUCACUCUUCUCUCUCUCCGCUAGAGCAGCUACAGAGAUUGGGUGAUUCAACAUUCGUACAAUAAGAGCAAUUGGGAGGGUUAGCAUUUGGAAUUUUUACAGCAGAUACACACACCUGAUAGAGAUACACAAUUUGAAUCCCUCCAAACCAAUU
Molecule: messenger RNA, 1719 nt
Organism: Neurospora crassa OR74A
Lineage: Eukaryota; Fungi; Ascomycota; Sordariomycetes; Sordariales; Sordariaceae
Exons: 2
Coding region: 397-1365 (322 amino acids)
Source: RefSeq, a predicted model, not a curated record